AGUUGCUCCCCAAAUUUGAACUCGGACGCUCCGAUCGUUCUCCUCUUCCAACUGGAUUUUCUCCUAUACUGCCAAUGUUGUUCACCAGUAUGUGGAAUGCGAAACGCGGGAAGAAUAUGGACUUCACGAGGCUGCUGAGAAGACGCAUAUCUCAGUCAAGCAGGUCUGUUGUAGACAUGGCUGCUAAGGAUGGAGAACUGAGAGUGUUCAUUGUAGCUGGAGAGGUUUCAGGGGACACCAUUGGUUCUCGUCUUAUGUCGUCUCUGAACAAGCUUUCUCCUGUACCAAUCCGUUUCACUGGUGUGGGAGGGUCCUUGAUGUCCAAGCAAGGACUGAAAUCUCUGUUUCCUAUGGAGGAUAUUGCUGUAAUGGGGAUUUGGGAGUUGCUGCCACAUCUGUACAAAUUCCGAAGGAAAUUGAGUGAAACUAUUGAGGCUGCUCAUCUAUUUCAGCCUCAUGUUGUUGUUACUGUGGAUUCGAAGGGGUUUUCUUUUCGUUUACUUAAGCAAUUGCGAGCUAGGUACAGUCAACAAGGGUCAGAUGGUCCUGUGCACUUCCAUUACGUAGCACCAUCAUUCUGGGCAUGGAAAGGGGGUGAAGCAAGACUCAGAGGCCUGGCCAAUUUUGUUGAUCAUAUCUUGUGCAUACUUCCAAAUGAGGAAGCUGUUUGUAGAUCAAAUGGUCUGGUCGCAACAUUCGUCGGCCACCCCAUUCUAGAAGAUGUUUUGCAGUUGCAUUCGGGGAAGGAAAUGAUGCUAAAUGAAUGGAAGAUAGAAGGAAAUUGUGACAACUUUCGCGGUCAAUAUGCAGUACCUUCAGGUGCCACGUUAAUUUCCUUGCUUCCGGGAAGCAGAUUACAGGAGGUCACUCGGAUGCUUCCCAUCUUUGCAAAUUCUAUGCGGCUGUUAAAGGACUCUUUUCCCGAGCUGAUAACAGCCAUCCAUGUGGCACCUAAUCAGCACGUAGCAGACUAUGUUGCCGCUGCUGUUCAAAAGUGGCCUGUGCCAACUAUAUUGAUUCCAGGAGGAUCUCCAGCCCUGAAGUACGACUCAUUCAGUGCAAGCAGGGUUGCAUUAUGUACUUCAGGGACGGUAGCUGUGGAAUUGCAGCUGGCACGGUUGCCAUGUCUUGUUGCCUAUCGAGCACACAUCCUAACUGAAUGGUUUAUUCGUUAUAAGGCAAAGAUACCGUACAUCUCACUUCCUAAUAUAUUGUUGAAUUCAGCUAUCAUUCCUGAAGCCCUCUUUCAAGCAUGCACGCCUUCAAAUCUAGCUUCUUUGCUAACGGAACUAAUAAACAACGACGAGCUUCAAGAAAAGCAGAUUAUUGCUGCUGAAAAGUUUGUCAAAUAUUUAUACCCUUCAAAUAUGAAAGUCUUAGAUCUGGAGGAUGUGAGAUGGAAGAGCAAUCACGGCCCGAGCAUGCUAGCAGCAUCCACCAUACUUUCUCAUCAAAGACGUGAGGCUUGAGUGACUGAUCUGGCAUUAACUUAACUCGAGCAGGUCCCAACCACUCGAUUGAGAUGGAAGAGCAAUCUGUACUGGACCCUGGUGUUUCAAGUCACAUUAGCAAGUAGCAACAAAACAGCUUGUUAACUUAACUCGAGCAGGUCCCAACCAUUCGAUUGAGAUGGGAAGAGCCUUGUAAUUAGCAAUAGUUGUGAACAGAAGAUGUUGCAGUUGAAUUUCUUGCAUCUGACUGUAGAUUUACGCAUGAAAUGCUAAUUGUGAUAGUUUAAUUGAUGAAUCUCUUUGGGACUAACCCGUAUGACCUCGGGAGGUCCUGAGUUUGAUUCCCACUAAGAUGGUCACAUGAGUAAUUCCUUGUUAUCAUAUGUGAAACUUUUGUGCGCGGAAAUAA
This is a messenger RNA of Tripterygium wilfordii, 1860 nucleotides long. RefSeq names its product probable lipid-A-disaccharide synthase, mitochondrial. The transcript has 8 exons. Gene Ontology annotation, molecular function: lipid-A-disaccharide synthase activity; phospholipid binding. The coding region runs from base 75 to 1469 and encodes 464 amino acids. The record is from RefSeq and is a predicted model, not a curated record. Gene Ontology annotation, biological process: lipid A biosynthetic process. Lineage: Eukaryota; Viridiplantae; Streptophyta; Magnoliopsida; Celastrales; Celastraceae.